Molecule: messenger RNA, 844 nt
Organism: Ctenocephalides felis (cat flea)
Lineage: Eukaryota; Metazoa; Arthropoda; Insecta; Siphonaptera; Pulicidae
Exons: 7
Coding region: 58-834 (258 amino acids)
Source: RefSeq, a predicted model, not a curated record
GCUGUAACAAUUGCUGCCGAACUUCUCCUGGUCAUCCUGUUAUGCUGCACCUUCCUGAUGGCUUUCAUUUGCUAUUCGAGACUCGAGAGAAAAUUCACAGUCUCUGCCAUGGUGAGCAGCCUAGUGAACGCCGGCAAAGAGAUGAGAUCAAUUAUGAUCCCUGUGUCGAGUUCUUCGGAAUCUCCGAGAAAACGAUGGCCUGGAAAUCGGAGACGUCUCCUAAAAUCGGGCAAAUGGAGACACAUCAACACUCACAGGAAGCAGUCAUCUGGAGUCGAUAUGCAGAUGCUGGAGAAUCUUGUGGAUCCUCUGCUGUCUCCUGAAGAAGAUCCGAUGAUGACCAAUAUGGUGUACACUGGUCAAGCCACAGACAGGCCUGAGGCAGAAUCUAAAGUCUUUUUCCAACCAGAACUUCUUGACGAUCUGGAUGAAAUAGAGAAGAUGGAAGAGAUUUUACAGAAUUUGCCAGGAGCCGGUGUGAUAAACAGUUUGGUAAACGAGUACUCUUCAGGAAAACCUCUUAUUGCAAAAGUGAAACCAGCAAUAUAUCACACGGGCGAAUAUCCAGUUGAUUAUGGUGACGGUGCUGACCAUGGCGGUGACAAUGGCGGUGACCGUCCAAGCGGCAAAAAAGGCGGCGGUGGCGGUGGCGGUGCAGGUGAAGGUGACGGUGAAGAGGAAAAGGAUGUUUUGGAAUUGACCGAAGAGGAGCAGCGUGAAAAGCGCAAGAUAACUUGCUUGGAGAAAUCUUUCUUCUAUGCAGCUUUUGCAGCAGCAUCGACAAUUGUUCUGUUAUCGCUGAUUAGUAUGCUCCUGUCUAUACGCUGGCAAUGAAGGAAGAUUA